Messenger RNA from Penicillium macrosclerotiorum, 1704 nucleotides. Its product is annotated as putative pyridine nucleotide-disulfide oxidoreductase. The transcript has a single exon. Gene Ontology annotation, molecular function: NADH dehydrogenase activity. Bases 1 to 1704 code for a protein of 567 amino acids. The record is from RefSeq and is a predicted model, not a curated record. Lineage: Eukaryota; Fungi; Ascomycota; Eurotiomycetes; Eurotiales; Aspergillaceae.
AUGCCGCCCAAGCCAUUGCUACGGGCUCUGGCUUCGCGCUCGCCUUGCCCGGUACAUCCUGCCCAUUUAAAACCUUCAUCUAGUUUGGGCACUUCCAAGCCUUCGCGGAGGUAUCUCGCGACACAUAUCAAGCACUCAGUCGCAAUCGACAAGUCCGAUCACGAGAAAGAACGAGUGGUCAUCCUCGGGUCUGGCUGGGGUGGCUAUACCGUAUCUCGCCGGCUCUCGCCCAAAAGCUUCUCUCCUAUCGUGAUCUCCCCGCGCUCCUAUUUUGUCUUCACUCCACUCCUGACCGACACAGCCAGCGGCUCCCUGGAUUUCUCCAACAUUGUCGAACCUGUACGAGAUCCCCACGCUCAGGUUGACUUCAUCCAGGCUGCUGCGCGAACCAUCGACUUGAAAAAGAAAACCAUUCUAUGCGAGGCAACGGUGGUCAGAAGUGGUGUCACCGAGUCUCCGCGCACAUCCGAGGAUGGGAGAGAUGUCGAUGAAGGGCCCGAGACCACUUCCAAGCACCCCAUGCGGCAGCUGCGGGAAUGGGAACAGGGCGAAACUUUCGAAGUCCCGUACGAUAAACUAGUCAUUGCCGUUGGUGCUGUCAGCCGGACAUUCGGCACGCCGGGAGUUAGGGAGAAUGCUAUGUUCUUCAAAGACAUCGGCGAUGCAAAGCGCGUCAAGCGUCGAGUCCGUGAAUGCUUCGAGUUGGCCGUGCUACCGACGGCCACCGACGACAUGCGCAAAUGGCUUCUGCACUUCGCUAUUGUUGGUGCAGGGCCCACUGGGACUGAAUUGGCGGCAUCACUCCGAGACUUCAUCUAUAAGGAUAUGAGUGUGCUUUACCCUGCCCUUGAAGGAAUACCCAAAAUCAGUCUCUAUGACGUCGCGCCCCAAGUGUUGUCCUCGUUUGAUAAAUCUCUCUCUCAGUACGCCAUGGAGACAAUGAAGAGCGAGGGCAUCGACAUUAAGACCUCGCAUCAUGUACAGAGCUUGCGCUGGGGUGCGCCUGGUGCACCUGGACCCCAUGAGAUGGACCCUAAGCGGUGCUUAACCUUGACGACAGAGGAGGAGGGCGAGGUCGGUACCGGAAUGUGUGUAUGGGUGACUGGCAAUGCAAUGACCAAGCUUGUAAGCCAGUCACUAAGCAAAGUCGAGGAUUUCCCAGUCAAUUCUGUUUGGACUAUGAACGGUGACCAGAGCCCUGGUCUUCCUCCAGACCAGUCUUCUUGGGAGUUCAGGAAGGUGUCAAAGACGGGGGCCCUGUUGGUCGACGGACAUCUUCGAGUGCAGCUUCAAAACGAGGCCGGAGACACGGCCGUGUUGAAUGAUGUCUUUGCAUUGGGAGACAAUGCAAUGCCAGAGACUGGCGCUCCUCCAGCCACGGCCCAGGCGACAUUCCAGGAAGCGAAAUGGCUCGCGGCGCAUUUGAACAAGCAGGACCUGUCACAAACACCACCCUUCUCAUUCCGCAACAUGGGCACGCUGGCGUACAUUGGGAGUGAGAAGGCGCUGAUGCAGAUCCCCCAUGAUGCAAAGGACCCUCAAAAACGUAGUAAAUAUUUGCCCGAGGGAAUCACCGGCCGCAUGGCCAGACUCGUUUGGAACGCGGCAUACAUUACGAUGAGUAUCAGCUGGCGCAAUAAGCUUCGGGUGGCGUUUCGGUGGACUUUGAACAGAUUAUUCGGGCGGGAUGUGUCGCGGUUUUGA